Halteromyces radiatus is the source of this 810-nucleotide messenger RNA. RefSeq names its product adenylate kinase-domain-containing protein. Gene Ontology annotation, biological process: nucleobase-containing compound metabolic process. Gene Ontology annotation, cellular component: cytoplasm; mitochondrion. The transcript is spliced from 4 exons. Bases 1 to 810 code for a protein of 269 amino acids. Gene Ontology annotation, molecular function: ATP binding; AMP kinase activity. The record is from RefSeq and is a predicted model, not a curated record. Lineage: Eukaryota; Fungi; Mucoromycota; Mucoromycetes; Mucorales; Cunninghamellaceae.
AUGCAACCUUUACGACUUUUACUCUUAGGUAGUCCUGGAUCGGGGAAAGGAACUCAAUCUGAAAGACUGAAAACAAACUUUGGUGUACAUCAUCUUUCCAGUGGUGAUUUACUUCGAAAGAAUAUCAAUCAACAAUCCUUUAUUGGUCAACAAGCUGCUGACUAUGUAGCUCAAGGUCAACUUGUUCCUGAUAACCUUCUUGUAUCAUUAGUAGAUCGUGAACUUGGAAAAAUUGGUGGUCACAAUUGGUUAUUGGACGGAUUCCCACGCACAUUGAAGCAAGCACAUGAGUUGGAUAAUACAUUGAAUAAAUUGAUGCAACCUUUGAAUUUGGUGAUUAAUCUGGAAGUACCUGAAGAAGUCAUCUUGGAUAGAAUCAUGGAUCGAUGGGUACAUAUUCCUUCAGGCCGUGUAUAUAACUUAUCAUACAAUCCACCUCGUGUACAAGGAUUGGAUGAUGUGACAGGUGAACCAUUAGCAAAACGACCUGAUGAUUGUCCUGAUGUAUUUCGAGUUCGAAUGCAACAACAUAAAAUCAUGGCUGAUCCUUUAUUGAAUCAUUAUCAUUCCAUUGCUGUCACUGUCCGGGGAAAUACAAGUGAUGAAAUUUAUCCUCAAAUUGAACGGGAAAUCGUUAAUCGAUUGGGUCUUCUUCCUGGAUCUACUACAACAACAUCCUCUUCCACUUGUAUGCCUGGAGCCUCCAUGAAAGCUGCUAAUGUUGUUGCCAAGUAUCAUCAACGUCGUCGUCAACAAUAUUCUGCUCAAAACUCUACUGGUCAAGAACGUGUGGUUGGUGUAGCUCAAUAA